Tarenaya hassleriana is the source of this 2185-nucleotide messenger RNA. RefSeq names its product probable protein phosphatase 2C 76. Gene Ontology annotation, biological process: protein dephosphorylation. Bases 773 to 1882 code for a protein of 369 amino acids. Gene Ontology annotation, molecular function: protein serine/threonine phosphatase activity; cation binding. The record is from RefSeq and is a predicted model, not a curated record. NCBI's taxonomy places the organism in Eukaryota, Viridiplantae, Streptophyta, Magnoliopsida, Brassicales, Cleomaceae. The transcript has 8 exons. Gene Ontology annotation, cellular component: cytosol; nucleus.
UUCUCUCUCUCUCAUCCUUUCUUUCUCUCACUACCCUCUCCCUCUCUCUCUGGAUUCUCUCAGCUUUUGGGGAGAAAGACAUCUCUUCAGAGUCUCAGAUUCGGAUCCGUAUAUUGAAUCGCCGGAUCUCCAUCUGUCUGAUCCUGAUCCUCAUCCUACUCCUCAUCCGAUUCGAUUCUCUGUCAGAGCCUCUGCAAUACUAGGAUUCCGGCGAUAGAUCCUUCAUUUCGAUUUUGAUUUUUCCCCUUUUUUCAAAUCGGCUCGAGAUACUUUUUUCUUACUUUCCUGCUACUUUGAUCCGUCUCGUUUUUCGUAUCGAUGAAUCGGAUUGCCUGCGAAGUAAGGAGUCCGAUCAUUUUGUUCGGAUGGAUUUUAGCUUUAGACAUAAUUUAGUGUCUCUGUUUCGUUAGUUUUGAUUUUAUCGUGAGCACACUGGAUACGUUUUGUUCAACAAUUUGUGGUUAAUAUCAGCAUAAAUCUUUUUAUUCGUCCGCAUGGGUAGGGUUUUGUUAUGUCAAACUUGUUCUUGUUUGAGUUGUUGUCGUGUAAUAUCUGGACCUUGUAUGUAGAAGACUGGCAUGUGAUUUUCGAAUCGUGUUCUGUACUCGUGAAAUAUCUAAUCUCCCUCCAGUCCAAUCAAAUCUUUGUACGGACGAUGUAUUUUGAGAUUUCUGAUACAAGUAGUUCACUAAUGGCAGACCAAUUCUUCUUAUUGAUGCAGUUCCAACAUUUCAUGGAGAAACUUGUUUGAAGGGAGACCCAUCCCUCUUAAAUGGUAAGCAGCAUCUUCAUAAGGAGUGUCAUUGUUCAGGCUGGUCAGAUACGAGUUUUGGCUCAAGGAAGAGAACAGUUUAGCAACAUUAAGAAGACCUUGAGCUUCGGUUUUGGCUUAAGCAGUAAGCAGAAUUUCGGGUAUAAAACCAGCACAAAGAUGAUGGUUGAUUCAUCUACAGUUGAGAAACGGGUAUCCAUUGUUGAUAUGUUGCCUGAGAAAGUUGAUGAUGGUGGAUACAUCAGUGGCGGAUGGAAAUGUGAAGAUGGAAAGUUAAGCUGUGGGUACUCAAGUUUCAGAGGGAAAAGGUCUACAAUGGAAGACUUCUAUGAUGUCAAAGCUGCCAAAAUUGAAGGCCAAACAGUUUGCAUGUUUGGAAUUUUUGAUGGUCAUGGAGGUUCACGUGCUGCGGAGUAUCUGAAGGAACACCUCUUUGAGAAUCUUAUGAAGCAUCCACAAUUCAUGACAGAUACCAAGCUGGCAAUAACUGAAACAUACAAACAAACCGAUGCAGCAUUCCUCGAAUCAGAAAAGGAUACGUACAGAGAUGAUGGUUCCACAGCAUCUACUGCAGUGUUGGUGGGUAACCAUUUGUAUGUUGCAAAUGUCGGAGACUCACGAACAAUCAUUUCAAAAGCUGGGCAAGCUAUCCCUCUGUCUGAUGAUCACAAGCCAAACAGAAGCGAUGAGCGGAAGAGAAUUGAAAGUGCAGGAGGUGUUAUCAUGUGGGCAGGAACAUGGAGGGUGGGUGGUGUAUUGGCCAUGUCCCGUGCCUUUGGUAACCGUAUGCUGAAGCAAUUCGUCGUUGCUGAACCUGAGAUUCAGGAUCUAGAGAUAGACCAUGAAUUUGAGCUCCUCGUGCUUGCUAGUGACGGGUUAUGGGAUGUGGUUCCAAAUGAGGAUGCGGUUUCGCUUGCUGAAAACGAGGAAGAGCCCGAGGCAGCUGCCCGUAAGCUAACGGAAACAGCCUUCACCCGUGGCAGUGCGGAUAACAUCACAUGCAUUGUGGUGAGAUUUGGUCAUAAUAAUGAUAAAACCGAAUCACCAGAACCCGAACCCGAACCGGAAGUGAAACCCAAACCCGAAACGAAAAUCGGAGAAACCCAGUGAGUAAAGUGAAGGGAAAAGAGAGCGUGUGGGAGAUGCACAAACCCAUAACUGGUGAGUAAAUGUGAGAAUUUUUGGGAAAGAGAAAAAUGUUUUAGACGCGAAAGAGAGUUUGAAAGCGCUCCCUAAAUCAUCUGUCUUCUCCAAUUUGUUUAUUCAUUGCUCUCUAAACACUGCUUUGGUGUCUGUCUUCUCUGUCUCUGCCUGUUUUUUCCUUUGUUUCUCCAUCUCACAGAGGGGUUCAUGAUGCUGCUUAUAUAUAUAUAUAUAUAUUUGAUUAGUGAUUAUAUUACAAUGUUUUAUCUC